This is a messenger RNA of Metarhizium album ARSEF 1941, 1173 nucleotides long. RefSeq names its product Subtilisin-like serine protease PR1A. The transcript has 4 exons. Gene Ontology annotation, molecular function: serine-type endopeptidase activity. The record is from RefSeq and is a predicted model, not a curated record. Gene Ontology annotation, biological process: proteolysis. Lineage: Eukaryota; Fungi; Ascomycota; Sordariomycetes; Hypocreales; Clavicipitaceae. Bases 1 to 1173 code for a protein of 390 amino acids.
AUGCAUCUGUCUGCUCUUUUCACUCUUCUCCCGGCCGUUCUGGCUGCCCCUGCCACUAUUGGCCGACGCGCUGGGCCAGCUCCUCUCCUCACUCCCCAGGCAGAGAACAUCAUUUCCGGCAAGUACAUCGUCAAGUUCAAGGAUGGUGUUGCUCGCAUCGCCACCGACGAUGUGGUGAGCGUUCUCAGCUCCAAGGCCGACUUCGUUUACGAGCACACCAUGAACGGGUUUGCAGGCUCUCUAACUAAGGAGGAGCUCAAGUCUCUUCGCGACCACCCCGAUGUUGAUUUCAUUGAGAAGGACGCCGUGAUGCGCAUCAACAGCAUCACUGAGCAGAGCGGCGCUCCGUGGGGCCUCGGCCGCAUCUCCCACCGGGAGAAGGGAAGCACCGCGUACCGCUACGAUGAUAGCGCUGGCGAGGGCACUUGUGUAUAUGUCAUUGACACGGGUAUUGAGACCAGCCACCCGCAAUUCGAGGGCCGCGCCACUUGGCUCAAGAGCUUCAUCGACGGUGAGGACGAGGACGGCCACGGCCACGGCACUCACUGCGCCGGCACUAUUGGUAGCCGAGACUAUGGUGUUUCCAAAAAGACCAAGCUCUUUGCUGUCAAGGUGCUCGACGACCAGGGCAGUGGUUCCUACUCUGGCAUCCUCAGUGGCAUGGACUAUGUUGCGCAGGACUCCAAGACGCGCGACUGCCCCAAUGGCCACUUUGCUUCGAUGAGUCUGGGAGGCGGCUACUCGGCUUCCGUCAACAAGGGCGCUGCUGGGCUGGUCAGCUCUGGUGUCUUCCUUGCCGUGGCGGCUGGCAAUGAUAACAGGGAUGCCAAGAACACAUCUCCGGCGUCGGAGCCGACGGUCUGCACUGUGGGUGCGACGGCUUCAGAUGACAACCGAUCUACCUUCUCCAACUACGGCAAAGUUGUCGACAUCUUUGCCCCUGGCACUGGGAUUCUCUCGACCUGGAUCGGUGGCCAAACGAACACCAUCUCGGGUACCUCAAUGGCCACUCCGCACAUUGCUGGUCUCGCUGCCUACAUCAGCGGUCUCAAAGGCCGAAGUAACCCUGAGGACCUUUGCAAGACAAUCCAGGACACUUCCACCAAGAAGGCGAUCCGCAACGUGCCCUCUGGCACGGUCAACUAUCUUGCCUACAACGGCAACGGUGCCUAA